Synchiropus splendidus (mandarinfish) is the source of this 2350-nucleotide messenger RNA. Its product is annotated as interleukin-17 receptor C. The coding region runs from base 15 to 2072 and encodes 685 amino acids. NCBI's taxonomy places the organism in Eukaryota, Metazoa, Chordata, Actinopteri, Syngnathiformes, Callionymidae. The transcript has 16 exons. Gene Ontology annotation, molecular function: interleukin-17 receptor activity. The record is from RefSeq and is a predicted model, not a curated record.
AGGAUCACCUGGAGAUGGGUCUCAGGGUCCUGCUGGCUUUAGUCCUGCUCCUGCUCACAGCCAGAGGAAUCAUCAUUGAUGACGACCCGCGGACUCUCACCUGUACCGAGGGUUUGACCGACUGCCAUGUGAGCUCAGAAUUCAUGUACAAUGUCCCCGUGCUGGAUCUGGAUGAAUCGGUGGAAGUUACGCAAGUGGAGCUGAAUUUCAUCUUGUGUUGCCAGACACGACAAAACUGUGAGCCCUGUCUGCGAAUCACCAUCACAGUCCGAGAGGUGGAGAGCUCUUGGAAUGAUGAGGAAGGUCAAAGGUCGGAAGGGAGCAGUCAUAGGGUGCCACCUGAACCGAAAGUGAAAGUUUGCCGCAGCUCUCCGGGCGACGGUGAAUUUUGCAAGACUCUGGAAUUUAAGACCAGCGACUCGGGUUUACGGCAGCCGGCGCAGGCUCAGCAGUUGCACCUUAAAGAGACAGUGUUUUUUGGCAGUCCAGUGGUGAUCUCCGUGUCUCACUCGAAAACAACGCAGCACAUAAGAAACAUCACGAUUCCAACUUUAGAAGAAGUUUGCUCCAUGAACCUUCAGGUGAAUGUCAAAGACUGUGAGGUCCCAAGAAUUCAUGUGGUGAAGGAGCCACAGAGGAAUGUGGUGCGGCUACAAGUGGAGAACAUGAUGGACAGAAAAGAAGAGCUGAUGUAUCAGAUGGUUUGGAAUGAAAUACAUGGACGCGCUCUGAAAUGGCCUAUAGGCGAACCUGUGCUCGACAUCUCUUCAGACGUCAUCGUGCCAUGUCUGUGUAUCCAGGCGUGGUGGGAGAGGAGAGGAAUCCGAAGUGAGACGUGCCCUUUCAGAAAGCAUCCAGGGGCCCUUGAGAGAAUGCUGGCCAACGUGUCGGUGACUGUGGUGGAGGCUCAGGUGAUGGGGGAGGGACUCCUCCUCAUUUGGAACGUGACUGCUCCAUGCAGACUGGAGGCUGAGUUGCAGCUGUGUAAGAGAAACCCAUCAGAUGGUGCCUGUGAGGAGGUCACUGGCUCCAGGCAGAGGUUGCGGGCAGACUGGAGGGCCACACGCACAGGACACUGGACUUCUGGAACUUUUAAUGGGACUGCCCACCCUCUGCUUUGUGUCCAGAUAAAAGUGGCAGGCAUGCAGACGUUCAAGGAGCCACUGUGUCCAUUCCAAGUCACUCGGUGGAGGUGGAGUCUCCUCCUCCUGGUGGGCUUGUUCCUGAUAUGCCUGACUGCACUGGUGGCCUAUUUCAUUCAGGGUGUCUUCAAAGACUACAUGUGCCGGUGGCUGACAGACAGUGACGUUAAAGGGGCCGUGGGUGGUUGUCAUGUGAUCUUGCUCUACCCACCAGCCAAUGACCAGACAUUGUGUGAGCUGGUAUGUCAUCUGGGCUCGUCCCUUCAGACUCUGGGCUUCAGUGUGUCUCUGGAUCUGUGGAGCCAGAGAGAGCUCAGUGAACUGGGCCCGGUGCCGUGGCUGCACUCUCGACUGGAUCGCCUGCGAAGGCAAGGAGGCAAAGUCGUAGUGGUGCUUUCCAAGGCGGCCUGGGUGAGGGCGGAAGAGUGGGGCGCUUGGGAGAGGAGCACACCGAGGGAGAAGAGGAGCAGCCUGGACGCGGGGACAUCUCCGUGCUUGGAUGUUUUCAGCGCCUCUCUCAGCUGCAUCCUGGCGGACUAUCUCCAAGGCCGAGCUGGGGAGCGCUUCAUGCUGGUGCAGUUUGAAUCCCUUCCACCGGAGCCUCCAGGCGGCUGCAAGAUGAUCCCAGAACUUUUCCGUGGACUUCACGUCUACAGUCUUCCAUCCCAGAGCUUGGGUUUUCUAACGGAGCUGGCUGGUGCCCGACAAACGUCCACCGCCUCAGCCAGGAGGAAGAGAGCGGGAGGAAUCCGGAGGGCAUCACAAGCACUGGCGCGAUCAGUGUCAGGGUUCACAGCGGGGGGCACCAUGCUGCGUAUGGCAGGCAUGCCCCAGACUUGUGUCGGGGUCGGACUGGAAGAUGCCGCAGAAAGUGUGCCUCUGCAGUUUGUUUCAGUUUCAACCUCCUCCAGUCCAGAGUCAAGCCCCUAGGACGACACUGAGACAGCUGAGAGAGGAAAAUAUUGGAAAUAUUUGAUCAUAACAUCAGGAAAUCAGCGCCUCUUCUUUAUUAGAACACUCAUAAAAUCUUACUCAGCAUGUAGCUCCACCUUAAUAUUUUCAGGUCAGAGUGUAUUGAAGUGUAAACAGUCAUCUGUGAGAAGGUCUCAACACACUACACUAUACUAUGUAAGCACUAUGUGCAAGUCAAUACAUGUGUGAAUAUGUUUUAUUAUGCAUUUGUUUUGCGUUAAAAAAAUAAAUAAACC